Castor canadensis (American beaver) is the source of this 2807-nucleotide messenger RNA. RefSeq names its product RNA-binding protein 4. The record is from RefSeq and is a predicted model, not a curated record. Gene Ontology annotation, molecular function: zinc ion binding; mRNA binding. Gene Ontology annotation, cellular component: nucleus. NCBI's taxonomy places the organism in Eukaryota, Metazoa, Chordata, Mammalia, Rodentia, Castoridae.
GGCUCCCGCGAGGAGGAGGGGAAAGCGGCAGCGCGCACUCGCGCGUGCGUGAGCUGGCGCGCGAGGAAGGGCCCGGUCGCGCCGAGGCUCGUGCGGCCGUCGCCAUUUUGUAGGGUUCUCUCUGACGCGGGAGCCGCCGCCACCGCCACCGCCACCCGGAGGCUGUGUCAGGAUGGUGAAGCUGUUCAUCGGAAACCUGCCCCGGGAGGCCACAGAGCAGGAGAUCCGCUCCCUUUUUGAGCAGUAUGGGAAGGUGCUGGAAUGUGACAUCAUUAAGAACUACGGCUUCGUGCACAUAGAGGACAAGACGGCGGCUGAGGAUGCCAUACGUAACCUGCACCACUACAAGCUGCACGGAGUGAACAUCAACGUGGAAGCCAGCAAGAAUAAGAGCAAAGCUUCUACCAAGUUACACGUGGGCAACAUCAGUCCCACCUGUACCAACCAAGAGCUUCGGGCCAAGUUUGAGGAGUAUGGUCCAGUCAUCGAAUGUGACAUCGUGAAAGAUUAUGCCUUUGUACACAUGGAGCGGGCAGAGGAUGCUGUGGAGGCCAUCAGGGGCCUUGAUAACACAGAGUUUCAAGGCAAAAGAAUGCAUGUGCAGUUAUCUACCAGCCGGCUUCGGACUGCCCCUGGGAUGGGAGACCAGAGUGGCUGCUAUCGGUGUGGGAAAGAGGGACAUUGGUCCAAAGAGUGCCCAGUAGACCGUACAGGGCGUGUGGCAGACUUUACUGAGCAGUACAAUGAACAGUAUGGAGCAGUGCGCACACCCUACACCAUGGGCUACGGGGAAUCCAUGUAUUACAGCGAUGCCUAUGGAGCACUCGACUACUAUAAGCGUUACCGGGUUCGCUCUUAUGAAGCGGUGGCGGCGGCGGCAGCAGCUUCCGCAUACAACUAUGCAGAGCAGACCAUGUCUCAUCUGCCUCAAGUCCAAAGCUCAGCUGUGACCAGUCACCUCAACUCCACUUCUGUUGAUCCCUAUGACAGACACCUAUUGCAGAACUCUGGUGCUGCUGCCACCUCAGCUGCAAUGGCUGCUGCUGCCGCCUCCUCUUCCUCCUAUUAUGGAAGGGACAGGAGCCCGCUGCGUCGUACUGCAGCUGUGCUCCCUGCAGUUGGAGAGGGCUACGGUUAUGGGCCAGAGAGUGAGCUGGCUCAGGCUUCAGCAGCUGCACGGAAUUCUCUGUAUGACAUGGCCCGGUAUGAGCGGGAGCAGUAUGUGGACCGAGCACGGUACUCAGCCUUUUAAAAACUGGAGGUGUGAACCUCAAAUGGACUGAAUAACCCUGAGUUGGUUGCAGUCCCAGGAGCCUGAUGUUAAUGAGGCUGCCAGGAUGAAAUACUCCAGAACUGUUGGGGAUCCAAAUUCGGGUCUCACCCUAGCAGAACUGAUCCAAGAACGUCACAACUUUUGAAGUCGAUUGGCACAGAUCAAGACCAAGAUUUGGCCCUUUGUCUGUAAUAAGUAGAGGAACUUGGUGUGAGUUAACUUUUUUUUUUCCCUCAGCCAUUGGUGUCUGGAGUUCCCAUCAUCAAUGGAAGAAUUAAGAGAAUCCUAGCAGUGAUUUCUUCUUUUGAUUUGUCAAGGGAGAUUUGGUCAACUAGGGGAACUACUGGAAUUAUGGCUCUAAAUCUGUGACAUUGUGACAUGGAGAUGUGUUGGAAAUGGAUGAAUGACCAACCACUCCUUGAGACUCUACCUUUUAUGACUUGUCAUUUCAGAAAGUUUACUUUGAAAGAUUAAAAUGAAAUAUUCAUAAUGUAUUUGGGCUGGGCCCAGUGGUAUGUGACUGUAGUCACAGCUACUCAAGAGGAGACCUUGUCCCAUUUUCAGAAAAGAAAAGAAUAGAGCAGUUGACUAUAUUUGAGAUCUCAGCAUCUUUUGCUUUUCCUAGAUCCCAAAGUUAAAAUUGUAAUUCUUGAUAAUGUAUGCCCUUUGUUGGAGCCUUCUAUCACAGAGGUUAUCUUGCUUUAAAAAGAUGGAUAAGAAGAUGAGAAAGUGGAAUUUAAUGUUAACACAGCAGUUUUCCAGCUAGAUUGCAUAUUGUCUUAUAUAUAGUUAUAAUUAGAUUCCUAUAUGUAGCUAUUAGACUCCUGGGUAAUUUUGUGGGAUAUAAGUUUGAUCCAGUCUGACUUGGUUUUGUUUUGUUCUUUGUUUUUUCCCUCCCCUGGAAUACAGGACGGGACCAGGGCCCUUGUACUCGGAGCCAAGCUGCUCUCCAGGCAUUGUGUAAGCCUCUUGUGUUGUGCUCUCUUUCAGGUAGGAUAAUUGCGGACUGAACCCUCGGGCUGCGGUCAUAUAUGAGAACUUGCUCCGCGCGGUCCCCUUUGCCGGGAUGUUUCCAUUGCUUCAUGUUUCAGUAAAACAAAGGAGUUUGUGACCAACUAUGUUUUCUUUCUUAAUUUAAUUCUUCUAAGUUGACUUUUCUUUCCUUCUGAUGCUAGUCUCUGUAGCCUUUCACUCUGUUCCUCAUAUCCUCAGCCUCUGAACAGCCCUAGGUAAGGAUUAUGCUGGCAUCCCCUUUUUCCAUACAGUGGAAAAACCCCUCUUACCUUGCUUUCCCUAGGAGUUGAGCCUUUCUCCCUGCCUACCUGCAGCAUCUCCUUUCCCUUUAAAAUGACCUUGUAGUGACAAACAGCCUUUUACUCUUCUCUGUUAGCUCUGGACUCUUUAACAUUGAAGCUAAUCUUCUGAAAUUGCUAGGACCAUUGGGGGUUUUGUUGGUUUGUUUGUUUUGUUUUGUUUUGUUUUUGUCUGACCUGUGAUCGUGGUACAGCAUUAGCUGAAAUUUAGUCUUGUUUUU